Messenger RNA from Haemonchus placei, 414 nucleotides. NCBI's taxonomy places the organism in Eukaryota, Metazoa, Nematoda, Chromadorea, Rhabditida, Trichostrongylidae. The record is from the annotation of a GenBank genome assembly.
AUGUCCAUUCAAUUAACUCUGACACUUAAAAAAUGUUCUGCUCAGCGUUUCGGUAUUUUUGCAGGUUAUGGCCUCAUCACGGAAAACUGUCCCUCGUCCACCGUCGGGUGUCGUAUAAAAGCUCGAUCGGAUAAAGUUGAAUGGUAUGAAUGGUCAAAACUAUACGACCGAAAUCAGCUCGUCUGUAUCUAUCCAGGAGAGUACGAAGGAACAGCAGGCAACAAUUUCAUUUCAGGAUGCGUUCGAAAACCGUCAGGGAACAUACGGUGUUGGUGUGGCGGCAUGGAUGACUGUAACGAUCCAGAAACGAGCCAACAACUCGUUGAUGCUUUUCGGAAACAAGAUAGAGCGAAAAUCCUCCAUAUCGGUAAAAAAUUGGAGGCCGGGGAAAGACGUAAGCAAAUCAAUUUUUAA